Ectocarpus sp. CCAP 1310/34 is the source of this 2758-nucleotide messenger RNA. The record is from the annotation of a GenBank genome assembly. NCBI's taxonomy places the organism in Eukaryota, Phaeophyceae, Ectocarpales, Ectocarpaceae.
AUCUCGCCGCAUUUUCAGCUGCGCUUGCCUGUGGUCUUGUGACGGCAGCAAAGCAGCAGCAGCCAGCCUACCACCUCUCCAUCUCCGCUUUUUAUCUUGCGCUCCCGAUUAUUCCCGUCGUCAACGUCCUUGGGGAGAAGAAGACGACUGCCGCUGUCGUUGGUAGCGAGUGAGGGAGAGAGCGUUUGUCAUCACGGUGACACUAGUGGCUGCUGCUGUCACCACUCACAAGGUCAAAACCAAACGCACGCACAGGGAAACUCAAAAGCUCAGAGGGCACAGACGCAGAGAGGUAGCGGACGACAAGCCAGGGAAGCGCGUGAGACUCCUUGCUGGGGAAGAGGAAGCAGCGGUUGCAGCUGCACCGUAGGAAGGAGCGGACAGGAUGGUCCGAAUAGAGAUCUGCUACUUUUGCUCAAGCCGGAUCUAUCCCGGCCACGGAAUCGUCUUCGCCCGCAACGACUCGAAGGUGUUUCGAUUCUGCCGAUCCAAGUGCCACAAGAACUUCACGCGGAAGAGAAAUCCGAGGAAAUCGAAAUGGACCAAGGCGUUCCGGCGAGCGGCCGGAAAGGAGAUGUCGGUGGACACGACGUUCGACUUCGAGAAGCGGCGGAAUAGGCCAGUCAAGUACGACAGGGAGGCCAUGGGGAAGACUCUCCUCGCCAUGAAGAAGGUGAAGGAGGUCCAGGCGAAGAGGGAGAAGCGGUUCUUCGAGAACAGGCACAAGGGAGCCCUUGCGAAGGAGAAGGCCGCCAUCAAGGCCGAGAUCAAGGACAACAUCGAGCUCCUCGCUCCGGCGGCGGCGGUGGACAGGGAGAAGACCCUCACGGCCAUCUCGGACAAGGCCAAGCAGAAAGCCUCUGCGGCAGCGUCGAAAGCGAGAACCCUUAUGGAGACGGAGGACUAAAACUAAUGGGCCUUCUUGAAAAAAAAGGGCAGCAGGCCAUGUUUUUGUGGCGUACGUCUUUUCUAUUUUUUUGGGGGGGCCACGUUGACGUGGUUGGGAUUUGGUACUCACCCACCUUNGGGGGGGGGGGGGGGGGGGGGGGGGGGGGGGGGGGGGGGGGGGGGGGGGGGGGGGGGGGGGGGGGGGGGGGGGCGAGAUGCUUGUCGCACUGGCGCUCAUGGUUUCGUUGCUUGCAUUUUCCCUAUGAGGGGUGUGUGACGUGGUUGUUAAACUGACACGCAUGUUUUGGUGCAGGGAGGGGGGGGUGCGAACGACCUUCCAUCUGCCCACGGAGCCCCUUGUUUUUUUUCCUCUUCUCGGAAGGCGCUUCGCGGGGGAAUGUAGGGAGAGCGAAAACGUUUGACAGGAGAGGCAUAAGAGUUUUAUAGAUAUAGGUUGCGUGCGAUUCCGAUCUCCCUGGACCGAUUUUCCGAAGCACUGUUGUUGUGCAGCUAUGAAAAGCGACGGUGCCGAAACCGGCGGCGUUGGAACCGUCGUCCCGCCGAGUAGCCUUUCCGCCAAUGUGCAUUUUUUUUACUUGCGCAUCCUCUUCGCGGUGGAGUAGUCGGGCUUUAGGAAUCGGUUCAAGAGGGGCGGUAUCUUACGUCAUUAAACCUACGCUUUUUAGAAUCGAUUCAAGCGGGGGGUGGUUUCUUACGUCAUGUAGCCUACGGCUACCCCCCUGCCCCCGCGGGGUCAGGAGAGUCUCACACGAGUAACGGCUUCAACGCGCGUAUGCAUGCUGCACGUCCCGCGUCUUCAAGGGGGUCGGGUGGGAGGUGUUGAGAGUCCCGCAGCAGCACCUCGUUAAGAAUACCCUACUUUAUUUCUAAAUAAUAAUGCGUGACGUCACAGAGAGCCGGUGUAUCCUUCGGCGGGUAGUGUGUCGUUUGUUUGCAUUUGCCGUCCUUGGUGGGCCGUGCUCCAUGGCAGCCGUGCUGAUGGUUGGAAGGGCACACACACCUCACGUUAGCGAAUUGGAAUUGGCUCAAUCAAACGUGUGUGGGUGCGAUGUGCGUGCGAUCGGUUGACAAUGGCGUUGACGGCGCUGUCCGACUGAUGAGCCCCCCCUCAGUGCAUCAGCUCUCGCGGGGAUAACAAUCUUGGUUUUAAAAGGGGAUACGGUGUGGGGGGUUGGGGCUUAGGGACACGACCCCCCCCCCCCCCCCCCCCCCCCCCCCCCCCCCCCCCCCCCCCCCCCCCCCCCCCCCCCCCCCCCCCCCCCCCCCCNCCCCCCCCCCCCCCUCUCUAUUUCAUAGAUGAAAGAAUAAAAUUGUCGCCAAGGAGGUCAUCCUCUCGGUCGGAAGGACGGAAACCAGGCUGCGAUCUGUGGGCGAGCUCGCGCAUGGCCAUGCUUCCGAGUACAGUCGGGGUCCCGGUUUAUUUAGCGGUUACCUGUUUAGCGGGAUGCCCUGAAAAGCGGUCCCAAAAUCUCGCGGCACGGCUACACCUCGACCCUUGGACCAAGAGUGUUUUUCAAAGCAAGCGUUGAAGAUCUGUCUGCCUGCUGCCUGCCUGUUUGUGCUCUUUCUCUCGUCGUUCUGUAUGACUACAGACUGGAGCUCCUACCCGGGAGAAAUGGUGUGAGCGCUGUUGUACAGGGUGAUGGAAAUGGAGAACAGAAUGGUUAAGCUCUUGACUACGCGCAGCGAUAGAACGUUCCCCAAUCGAACACCCGCAUCUUGGAAGAAAUGGUAUCUGGGUCGAGUCGAGUUCUUCAUGCACACCCAACAUUUGAUUUGCUGAGAUAGAUGAUGGUGUUCGGGUCUCGCGCAACUUGUUCUCGACGGCGUUGGCAACGGAAAAUGGAUU